Molecule: messenger RNA, 2883 nt
Organism: Grammomys surdaster
Lineage: Eukaryota; Metazoa; Chordata; Mammalia; Rodentia; Muridae
Gene: Nxpe3
Product: neurexophilin and PC-esterase domain family member 3
Exons: 6
Coding region: 245-1924 (559 amino acids)
Source: RefSeq, a predicted model, not a curated record
GGCGCCGUAGCGCGGUCAGGAAGCGGGGAAAGAACGGCUUGGAGCGGAGGCCACUGAUCGGAGCGUCCACAUCCCGUGGGAGGGCUAGCGACCAGAGAGACCGGAGACCUGAAUUUUUAAGAUGACUGGCAGAGUAGAAGCAAAUUAAACCAAAUGCUCAUCCACAGCUCAAGGCAAAGAUAUGGCGCUUUGAAGGAGAGAGUGCCAUGGUGUCGGCCAUGGGUCAUCAAGACACAGCCGGACAAUGUGGACCAAUUUCUUCAAACUACGAGUCUUCUGCUAUCUGUUUGUGGUGCUAAUGGUGGUGGCGUUGGUCGUCAAUGUCACUCAGGUGGAGUACUUGGACCAUGAGACGGUAUCAGAGACGUUCAUCGACAGCAGUGGACAGUAUGUUUCCUCACAGGCUACAGGCGUUAGUCGGAAUGCGUACUGUGGCUAUGAACACCAGACCCUGUCUAGUCAGGAACGCUUAGAGGAAGAUGCCUUGCUUGCUGCCUCCAAGUGGAAGGUACCUGAUGUGGACCUGGUCCCGUUUGUGAAGAGCACCGACCCUUCUUCCAGCUACUUUGUCAUCUUGAAUUCUGCAGCCUUCUUCAGGGUGGGGAGCCAGCUGGAGGUGCUGGUUCAUGUGCAGGAUUUUCGAGGGAAGCCCAAGAAGUAUGGAGGAGACUAUCUGCAGGCCAGAAUACAUUCGCCUACGCUGCAGGCGGGGGCCAUGGGCCGAGUGGUAGACUAUCAGAAUGGGUUUUACAAGGUGUUUUUUACUUUGCUCUGGCCAGGCAGAGUUAUAGUGUCUGUAUCUCUGGUUCACCCCAGUGAAGGGAUCAGAGUUCUUCAGCGCCUGCAGGAAGAGAAACCAGACAGGGUCUAUUUCAAGAGUCUCUUCAGAUCGGGAAGGAUUUCUGAAACAAUGAAGUGCAAUGUGUGUCUUCCUGGAAGUCUUCCGCUGUGCAACUUUACGGAUCUUUACACUGGAGAGCCCUGGUUCUGCUUCAAACCAAAGAAACUCCCCUGCAGCAGCAGAAUCAACCACUUCAAGGGUGGAUACACGAAGGGUCUUCUCACUGCUGCCGAAAGUGCUUUCUUUCAGAGUGGUGUGAAUAUCAAGAUGCCAAUCAACUCCAGUGGACCUGACUGGGUGACUGUGAUUUCCCGGAGAAUAAAAGAAACUGAUGACCUAGAAGUUUCUCAAGGCUCAGGAGUUUUUCCUUCUGGACAUUUCUACAAAAACCGGUGGCGGCCCAGGAGGUUUAAGAUGCGCCAUUUUAAUGACCCCGACAACGUUACAGAAUGCUUGCAAAGAAAAAUGGUAUAUUUAUUCGGUGACUCAACAAUCAGGCAGUGGUUUGAAUACCUCACUGCAUUUGUUCCAGAUUUAGUGGAGUUUAAUUUGGGUAGUCCCAAGAAUGUUGGUCCCUUCCUUGCAGUGGACCAGAAACACAACAUCUUGCUUAAAUAUCGCUGUCAUGGUCCACCCAUCCGCUUCACGAGCGUCUUCAGUAAUGAGCUCCAUUAUGUGGCAAAUGAACUGAACAGUAUUGUGGGAGGGAAGAACACAGUGGUGGCCAUAGCUGUAUGGUCUCACUUUAGCACAUUCCCCUUGGAAGUCUAUAUCCGGAGGCUCAGGAACAUCCGACGAGCAGUGGUCCAACUCCUGGAUCGAAGUCCUAAGACUGUGGUUGUCAUCCGGACAGGCAAUGCUCAAGAGCUGGGGCCUGAGGUGAGCCUUUACAACAGUGACUGGUACAACUUUCAACUGGACACUGUUCUUCGGAGGAUGUUUUCAGGGGUUGGAGUCUACCUUGUUGAUGCCUGGGAGAUGACCUUGGCUCAUCACCUACCCCACAAGCUGCAUCCAGAUGAAGUUAUUGUGAAGAACCAGCUGGACAUGUUCCUAUCUUACGUAUGCCCCUUGGAGACUUAGGUAUCCUCAAGUUCACUGGAGCAAUCACAAUCAGUGACCUUUCCAGUUGACCUGCAGCAUAGAAAAUUUGUGAUCGACUGCAUUGGGAAAUGGAUACUCUCAACUUGUGGGACAUUUCAGAAAAGAGCUGUACUUUGCAUAAUGACUGGUAAUGAACUUAGGCAGUGUGGACUGCAUUUGUAUCUACCUAUAGGAUUUUUCCAUCUUGAUUUAGCCAUUGUAAAGCUCUAACUUACACAUCUACACACUGUAUUCCCCUUGUAACCAAAGAUGCUAAUGAGUGGUUAAGAACUAGCUUCUUCUGGAGUGGGGGGUGACUGUGUCGAUGCCUAUGAGGGAUGUUUUGAUGUGAACAGAAGAGAUAGAUUUGGUUGGCAGUGCUAUGUUUGUUGCUUACUUGGUAAAGGACAUUUGAACACGUCUUCAUGAAUAGCAUAAAGUUCCCUCCUCAGGAAUAGAGGGAUUAUUGCUAGCGGUUCCUGUGGCCACAAUGAAGACUGUUGUAUCUCAGGAGUUUCUAUUGACUUUUUUUUUUUCUCAAUUACUUGUAAAGGCCAAUGUGUGUGGUCAGAAUUUUAUAUGAGGAUAUUAACAAUUUCCUGCUUUUAUCUGGAAAGGAGCAAAACGAAAGAGCACACAGUCUCUGCUUUGGAUUGGUAUGGGCACCGGCGAAUUAUUUCUUACUUGAUUCAGCUAAAUUUUAUGUGAUGAAUUCUUAUUAUAGGAUAACCACUUUUGGAAACAAAUAUGUAAAUAGAAGUUUAUUUUUAUGUUCCGAAGCUUGUGGGUUUUAAGAACUGAUUUUUAUGUAAAGAAUGUCACUGGCUCUCAUAAAAUUGUAGGGUUUCUCCCCUCAGCAGUUCCAAAUGUUUCUCUUUGCUUUUGGCUGUCAUGAAAUAUAUGCCGAAAUCAGACAUGAAACCAGACCAGAAGUUAAUAAAAUUAGACAUUAAAAUUCA